AUGAGUGCUACUCGAGAAUCCUCUACCGAAACAGCUGAUCGUUAUCCUUUUGGCUACUCGACAGAGCUUACCUCGAAUCAUGAAUCCUCCAUAUGUACAGCUAAAAGGCUUAGGCAACGCUUACAACGACAACAAUCGGGACAGUCGGGAAGGCGGUAUACUGGUGAAAGUAGUGAAGGGUCAUCCUUGGUGGGUACCCCAACAGAAUCAGGCAGAUGCUUCACCUUUACAGCAGCACAACGUGUAUUGAGAACAGACCCAGAUAGGAAACCUUCAAUGAAUCAAAAUUUGUCUGAAAUGUUGUUAGAUGCGAUACAUAUGGAUGAUGCUAGCCUGGUAGAUAGGCUGUUGCUUUCACACUGUGGAAAUAAGGUAGAAACACUGAAUUAA
Molecule: messenger RNA, 390 nt
Organism: Meloidogyne enterolobii
Lineage: Eukaryota; Metazoa; Nematoda; Chromadorea; Rhabditida; Meloidogynidae
Source: the annotation of a GenBank genome assembly